CCGACGCGCAGAGUUCCCGGAUGAAGGGGCGCCGCCAUCUUUACAGCAGUACUACCGGUGGGUCUUCGGCUCAGCGGAGCUACGGUGCUGUUGCUGAUCUACCGCCAGGAAUCGCCGAGCAGCCGUUAAUCCUCCCUUUCCGCUGGGACUCCACGCACAGCCCCGACAGAGAGCACCAUGGCAGACCGAGACAACUUAGUGUACCAGGCGAAACUCGCCGAGCAAGCGGAGCGAUACGACGAAAUGGUGGAAUCGAUGAAGAAGGUGGCCAGUAUGGAUAUAGAGCUGACGGUGGAGGAGCGGAACCUGCUGUCAGUAGCAUACAAGAAUGUGAUUGGAGCCAGAAGAGCGUCCUGGAGGAUAAUCAGCAGCCUUGAACAGAAAGAAGAAAACAAAGGUGGCGAAGACAAACUAAAGAUGAUCCGAGAAUACAGAAAAGCGGUUGAAAAAGAACUGAAAUCAAUCUGUAACGACAUUCUGGAUGUACUGGACAAGCAUCUCAUCUUAGCUGCAAACACGGGAGAAUCAAAGGUUUUCUACUACAAAAUGAAGGGAGAUUACCACAGGUACUUGGCAGAGUUUGCCACAGGCAAUGACAGGAAGGAGGCAGCAGAGAACAGUUUGGUAGCAUAUAAAGCUGCUAGCGACAUCGCCAUGAUCGAACUCCCUCCAACGCACCCCAUUCGUCUGGGUUUGGCCCUUAAUUUUUCAGUUUUCUAUUAUGAAAUCCUCAACUCGCCAGACCGUGCUUGCAGGUUGGCAAAGGAAGCUUUUGACAAUGCAAUUGCAGAACUGGAUACAUUGAGUGAGGAAAGCUAUAAGGACUCAACACUUAUAAUGCAGUUGCUAAGGGACAACUUGACACUAUGGACCUCAGAUGUGCAGGGAGAAGAUUCUUAAGGACAGCCAUCUUCUUAUACUCUUCCUCCAUAGUAAAAGUGUAUUUUAAGAACAGGAGAAAGAAGCACCGCAGGCUGUGACGGAAGAGGCCGUGUGUGAAUGAACAACACGCUACAAGACCCUCCCCCUCCUCCCAGCACUAGGUCCUGUUCCCAGCCAGUUUUUGACUGGGUUUAUACUGCAGCCCACUCUCUCUCUACCUUUUCCUCUUUCUAACAACCUGUCUCACCUUUUACCUUGUAUGCACGACAUCUCCCCUUCCCCUCAGAACCCAUUUGGGUCCUCGUUUCAACCACCAAUGGGCUUUUACUUUUGUUUUGAACACCGUUUGCAAGCCUGUACCCUUUUACAGUUUUUAUUUUGCUUUACAUUUCUGUAUCAUCUGUUGCCAAGUAUGCUUGCCUGUAUUUGUUACACACAUACAAGAGUUUAUUUAAAGAUGAUACUUUUUUUUUUUUUUUUUUUUUUUUUUUGAGAUGUGUGUGCGUUUCUAAACAAGUUAUUGUCCAUGCUUCAUUGUGAACCAUUUAAGUUUGCAAACUCGAGGAAAUAAAGCAGUGAAGGAAGGUGUAAAGGGAUGUGUUUAAGGUUUUUGGAAGAACUAAGUGCCCUCAUUAUGUUGUUAUUGCAUAUUCUGCUCCCUCAGCGAACAGACUUGUGUUUUUUUUGUUUUGUUUUGUUUUGUUUUUUUUUAAUGACAAGAAUGUUUCCCUCCUCCAAACAUUACACUGACCUCUGUCCUAGUCCUCUCUUGGACCAAGUAUUGUGCUGCAAGGCUGUGGCACUUUUGCUAAUCGCAGCUAGUUAGGUAAUGGCUUUUUAGCAGGCAAAAUGUUCGUACGUUUGCGUGAGAGGGAAGGGCAAUGCUCAACACCCUUGAUUGUAAUGUAAUGCAGUUUUGCAUUGGCACUAUACAUACAUAUAUAAAAGUUUGGGAAAUAGAGGCCUACUGUAACUUUACUCCCCUGACUAUUUCAUUUUCUCUGUCUCAACUCUCUCUCCCCCUUCUGUUCAGUAUGUGUAACGUAAAUCUGAUUUGUACUACUGGAUAUUCUCACAGGAGCCACACGUACCAUCUGUAUUCUUACUGAAACACAGCAUGGAAUUAACAAUAAACUUCAAAUGGUAAAAAAA
Molecule: messenger RNA, 2034 nt
Organism: Betta splendens (Siamese fighting fish)
Lineage: Eukaryota; Metazoa; Chordata; Actinopteri; Anabantiformes; Osphronemidae
Product: 14-3-3 protein epsilon
Exons: 7
Coding region: 178-900 (240 amino acids)
Biological process (GO): signal transduction
Cellular component (GO): cytoplasm
Source: RefSeq, a predicted model, not a curated record